UGGGGCCCCACCUCUUAUCUCUACUUAUAAGGCUGCACUUCCUGAUGUAGCAGCAGUGCCGGUGACAUGACUGCAAUGCCUCUGCUGCCGCAAGUGCUGCUGCUGCUGCUCACCAGUGCAGAUGCUGUAUUCCGAUUUGCGUCCUAUUAUGGAGACCACAUGGUUCUGCAGCAGAAGCCAACCCAGGCGGUUGUGUGGGGGUAUGGAGAAGUGGGGGCCCUGGUGACAGUGUCACUUAUACAAGGAAUAGACACCAUCUCAAAGACGGCAGUGAAAGUCAAUGGUGAUGUUGGAAUCUGGAAGGUGUUGCUGGACCCUGUGGAUUAUGGGGGGCCUUAUCACUUGAUCGCCCAACAAACCUUCAAGCAAGAAGUUACAAGCAUCCACCUGGAUGACGUCCUGUUCGGUGAUGUCUGGAUUUGCGGGGGACAAAGUAAUAUGGAGAUGACCGUGUCCCAGAUUUUUAAUGCCAGUCAGGAGCUGGCACGAGGUGCACAUUACCCCUAUGUCCGGCUAUUCACCACCUCACUAGAAACAUCAGAUACAGAACUGCUAGACCUUGCCAAGGUGGAUCUGGAGUGGUCGGUACCCACACCCAAAAACCUUGGAAGUGGUGAUUUCACAUAUUUUUCUGCGGUCUGCUGGAUCUUUGGACGACAUUUGGCGCGAAAGUUGAAGUAUCCAAUAGGGUUGGUGGAAUCGGUGUGGGGAGGAACGCCGGUCGAAGCUUGGUCAUCAAAAACAGCGCUUUCCAAAUGUGGGCUUUCUGAGACCCCCAAAGAGAUGAUCCAGAGAUAUGAGUUUACAGAUACAGUGACCGGUCCAUGUGACUACUCCGUGCUGUGGAACGCCAUGAUCCACCCCCUCCUGAACAUGACGAUAAAGGGAGCCAUAUGGUAUCAAGGGGAGCAGAACACUGGCAUGAACACCAAUCUCUAUAAUUGCACUUUCCCGGCUCUCAUCCAGGACUGGAGACGCUCCUUUCAUGAGGGGUCUAUGGGGCAAACAGACCCCAACUUCCCCUUUGGAUUCGUCCAGCUUAGCACAUGGCAGAAAACACCACCAAAUGAUAACUUCCCAGUAAUUAGAUGGCAUCAAACAGCAGACUACGGCUACGCGCCGAACCCCAAGAUGCCCAAUACAUUCAUGGCUGUGGCCAUGGACCUUGGGGAUGAGACGUCUCCUUAUGGAAGUAUUCACCCACGGGAUAAGCAGACUGUGGCGUUCAGACUGUAUUUGGGGGCACGGGCCAUCGCAUAUGGUGAUCAACGUGUCCCUUUCCAGGGUCCAUUUCCAGAGACGAUUGACAUCUAUUACAACUAUUCAUACAUGAACAUAACCUACAACCAGGAGCUGCUCAUCACCCAUGCCUGUGACCACAUUUUUGAGGUAUUUUGCAGCAAUGGGGUCAAUGUGAAAGGAAAAUCUCAAUACACCUGGGUCCCGGCUCCAGCAGAGUCACCAUCCUCUAAAGUAGUCACAGUCACAUUCAAAGGAUGCAGUCACAUCUCUGCGGUCCGUUACGCCUGGUCCGAUUGGCCCUGUGAAUACAAACAGUGUCCAAUAUACAGUGUCCAUGGGAGGCUCCCGGCACCGCUCUUCAUCAAGUACUUCAACUGAUGCCUUUUUUUUUUUUUUGGGAAGGGUGGGGGGUCUCAGCAAAUUUAUUUUUUCAUCUUUUUUUUAAUUCUUAAAUGUGUAAUUUAGGGAAUAAUGAAAGCCUUGAAAGAUCUGCUGGAAGCAGUGGGUGCACACAAUGACAACUAUGCAGAUUACUAAUAAUUCUAUUGAAAGGAUAGGUCUGAUGGCUAGCCUGUUCACGCCACUCAGACCAGUGCCCCUCUGCUUUUGUGGCUGCACCGUGUAGCUUUCACCUUGAACUGAUCUUCGAUAAUUAAUAAACGGAUUAAAUAAAGGUUGCUGGACAGGUCA
Bufo gargarizans (Asiatic toad) is the source of this 1932-nucleotide messenger RNA. RefSeq names its product sialic acid acetylesterase (gene SIAE). Gene Ontology annotation, biological process: carbohydrate metabolic process. Gene Ontology annotation, molecular function: sialate O-acetylesterase activity. The record is from RefSeq and is a predicted model, not a curated record. Lineage: Eukaryota; Metazoa; Chordata; Amphibia; Anura; Bufonidae. The transcript is spliced from 10 exons. The coding region runs from base 67 to 1620 and encodes 517 amino acids.